Molecule: messenger RNA, 1389 nt
Organism: Effrenium voratum
Lineage: Eukaryota; Dinophyceae; Suessiales; Symbiodiniaceae
Source: the annotation of a GenBank genome assembly
AUGACCUUCCUUGCACCGGGACGGGAGCUGUCGCGCCAGACACUUCGUGUGAUCCGCGACCUCCUGAAGCCGUUCCGCCCUGUGCUGAACGUCACAGCACUGGUGGGACAGGAUAACCACAAGCGCCAGGACGAGGUUUUGCGAGACAGGGCACCUGUAGUGGUGGUGGGCACUCCUGGCAAGAUCAUGGACCACGCCAUGGAAGGCCGCCUCAUUCUCAGUGAGCUGGAUGCUGUGGUGAUUGAUGAGGUUGAUUCGCUUCUCAGCAUGUCGCGCCAGGACCACGUGGAGCUACUCUUGCAGAUGAUCGGGGUGAAUGCUCGAGCCCAGCGUGUCUUGGUGUCGGCCAGCGGGUCCAUGGAGGGCGAUGCCAUUGGCUUUGCAGAGGCCAUUUUGCGGGAUAAUUGGCAGCUGGUGGGUCCUCGCCACGGCAUGGAGCUGCCACAGCGGGUGCUGCAUCUCGUGAACGGAGCACCUGAUCUGACCAAGAAGCUUCAAUUCAUGGGGCGAUUGGCCAGGUCGCAGCCAACGUGCACCAGUAUGGUGGUGUUUUGCAACAACCACGAGCGCGUGAGAAAGGUGGCCGAGCAGCUGAACGAGCAGAAGAUCCCCACGGAGUACUUGACCGGGAACCGAUCCAAGGAGGCCCGGGAUAAUGCUAUCACCCGCUUCGACGAGGGUGAGGUUCAGGCCCUUGUGGCCACUGAUGCGGCGAUGCGGGGCUUGGACUUUAGGCUUGAGCCGCUUGGGGCGAAGAGCCCAAAGACCGCGGGCGGUGUCUUCGGCCCGCACAGAGACGCGGAGCUUUGCCGCGCGACCGCUGCGUAUGCUGCGUACCUCGGCAGCCGACGGCUGAGAUGCCAGCGGCGCGCAGUGCUGGAAGCCCCGGUGGCAGCUCCGAAAGCCACGGUGGAAGAGGAAACCAGGCAGAAGCGGGCCGAUCAGUACCGAUUGCUUCUCUUCACCGAGGUCUUGAUGUCUUUCACUGACACAGAUGGAGACAAUAUCCGAUUACAGAAGGAAGGCAUGUUCGUGAAUGAGUAUGUCAAUGAUCGCUUGGAAAUCCGACGCAUGGAGUAUUUCGAUAUAGAUGAGAAAGCGCGAUCCUAUCACGACCCAACCGGGCGAGGCUGGUUUCGAUCAUCGGAAGAUGUCGCGGAGCUGGUGCGAAAGAAAGAGUUGAUGUUCAUCGAGCGGGACUUUCUGGCGAGAUGUUUGAUGACGGUUUGUGGAUUGAAAGAGAGCAGCGCAUAUCAGGUUAUGAUGCAGGCCCACACCGAGGGGGUUGCAGUUGUUGGAACAUAUGCUUUUGAGACGGCCGAGACCUACUGUGCAGCUCUGAAUGCCAAGGGUCUGAGUGCUGAGAUAGUUCCAGUGGACGGCGAAUAG